GCUCGUAUUGUCGGUAAUACUGCGCCAAGGGCAACGAGCCGCACGACGCAUCUCCCGGCCUUGGAACGAUCGACAGGCGUCCAGCCACAGCCUCGUGCUACCUGCAUCAUACAGCCGCAGCUUGAUACAUCUCGUGCAUAGCGCUAUAGUGAAUCAUUUGCCGUUGUUCAAGAUGAGUUUCAAAGCAAAAGACCUGCAUUUUGACAACUCACAGCCUGCUUUUCUGCAGAGGCUUCGAGGUCAGAUGCAGGGUGAAGACCCAUCACGCCAUGAACGCCCAAUCCAAAGAAACAAGAGGAUGAAGCAGGAUGACGAGGACGACGCCCCUACAUAUGUACUAGAAGACACCAACCAGUCAAUGAGUAAGGAAGAGUACGAAGCUUUCGUCGCAAAGGACGACUCCAAAGAGGACACCGAGCAAGAUGUCACAGAAUCAGGCAAGGAUGGCGAGUCCAAGUCCAAGGAUAAGAUCACAGAAGUCGGAGCGAAUGCGAAGAAGCGAAAAGCUGCCAAGAUCAUCGGUGAUGAGCAAGCCGAUAGCAAGGAGCAGCCUAAAGGCGCAAAGGAGGCAGAGAAGAAAUCCGUGAAGAAGCCGAAGAAAAAAGCCAAGGCCGUCAAGCUCACCUUUGGUGACGAAGAGGAGGGAUGAAGUGGCUUUCUCAAGCAACUCGGCCUCUCUAUCGGCGCACUCUACGCAUCUGCAUCUGUACAACGUUGCGUUGUCUCCCUUGAUCGCAAGCUGAUCCAGUUUGACCAACGAUUCUGUAACACACCACUAGCAACCAGAGGUGUUCUUUGAGCGUUGCCGCAUGAUUUCUGUGCGCGACACACUCGUCUUUCUCGAGCGCAUCUCUGGAAAUUAAGACGUGACCAUCGCUAGGGUUGCAUGCAACGCCGCCAGGAUUGAAUGGCAAGCUUGUAUCAAAUCAUCUGCGCCACAGGUCUCGGAAAAUUAGCGGCUUCAGUAGCAUGAAUGAAACAUCUGCGAACAAACGCAACACUGAACGCAUCUCAUGCCUCAGCCAUCGGAACCGUCGGACCACGCUCGGAACUUAGCGCAGUCGUUAGCGUGCUGCAACUCCAUGCAUUGAGGUGAAACACAGACCUCC
This is a messenger RNA of Boeremia exigua, 1109 nucleotides long. RefSeq lists its product as uncharacterized. Bases 173 to 649 code for a protein of 158 amino acids. The record is from RefSeq and is a predicted model, not a curated record. Lineage: Eukaryota; Fungi; Ascomycota; Dothideomycetes; Pleosporales; Didymellaceae. The transcript has 2 exons.